Messenger RNA from Carcharodon carcharias (great white shark), 7755 nucleotides. It is a transcript of the gene esyt1a, whose product is annotated as extended synaptotagmin-like protein 1a. Lineage: Eukaryota; Metazoa; Chordata; Chondrichthyes; Lamniformes; Lamnidae. The coding region runs from base 579 to 3938 and encodes 1119 amino acids. Gene Ontology annotation, biological process: lipid transport. The record is from RefSeq and is a predicted model, not a curated record. Gene Ontology annotation, molecular function: lipid binding. The transcript has 31 exons.
CAUGGUCUGGUCUUCACUUUGGGACCAAAGUUUCAGACUCCAAAAAAAAUCCCACAACAGAUAAGUAACCGUCUCGAAGAAGCUACGCGGAUAUAGUAUGAAUUAAGUAUAUUUUGCUUGACUUUUGAGUGAGUUGAGGGGAAAGGCGUGAUUAUAAAUGGAGUUGAGAUUUACAGCCACUUCCAAAUUCCCUUAAAAAAAGAGCCGUGAAUCUGAGAAAAGUAUUUCUUCAGGAUGCAGACGCCAGUAACGCCCUCUAGCAAAAGGCUAUAAGAGAGAGGGAGGAGAGCUCGGUUUCACUUCUUACUGCUGACAGGCGGUGGGGUAGCAUUCGACCGCGAUUCCUCCUGCUCAAGUGCGACUCAUUUUUAGUAAAUCGUGUUUCGACCGAAGGCUUCGCUAUUUUCCGGAACCCAGAUCGCUGCAGUUAGGGAGGAACCCCAGCCGCUCGCGCCGAGAUGAUUUGCCGUGCUCUUCACUGAUACUGGUCCACUUUUUUUUUCAUUUCUUGUGUUUGUUCUGUUGUGUUAUUUUAUUUUAAAAUCCCUUUUUUAUCCAAAACAAAAAAAAAUCGCCUCAUGGAUCGAAAGCCCAGCACUCGCGAGGAGGGGGCGUCCGCCUCAGUUGGCGGGACCCCUGAGGAAACCGGGGUUCCGAGCCUGGCCGUCACCGACAUGAUGGUUCUGUUAACCCGGUUCGGCAAAACGCUCCUGUGGCUCAUGCUGAUCUAUCUGACCGGUUACUUCGGGCUGAGUGUGAGCUUUCUGGUUUUCGGGCUGAUGCUGUGGAUGGGCUGGAAAAUGCGGAGGGAAAACAAGCGGAGUAAACUGAGGGACGCCUUCUACCUCCUGGAAAACGAAGAGAUCGUCACCAGGAAGAGAGCAAACAAGAGCCUUCCAGCCUGGAUUAACUUCCAGGAUCUUGAGCGUGCAGACUGGCUAAACAAGGUUCUGCAGCAAGCAUGGCCAUUUGUUGGUCAGUACCUGGAGAAGCUGUUGGUGAACUCCAUUGCUCCCAUUAUUCGAAGUUCGAACAACCAUCUACAGACCUUUGCCUUCACAAAAGUCAGCUUUGGAGUGAAGCCUCUGAAGGUUCAUGGAGUACAGGUGCAUACAGGUACAGACAAACGACAGGUCACACUUGACCUGCAUAUCAGUUACAUUGGUGACUGUGAAAUCAAUGUUGAAGUGAAGAAGUAUUUCUGCAAAGCUGGAGUGAAUGGUAUUCAGCUCCAUGGGAUGCUUCGCGUGAUCCUUGAGCCCUUGAUUGGAAAUAUGCCUUUAGUGGGAGCAGUGACCCUGUUCUUCGUCCGCCGCCCAGUACUGGACAUUAACUGGACGGGACUCACCAACCUGUUGGAUAUUCCAGGGCUGAGCUCGAAGUCUGACACCGUACUUAUGGACACCAUUGCCUCUUUCCUGGUUUUGCCAAACCGGAUCACUUGCCCUCUUGUUGGAGAACUCCACGUGGCUGAGCUCCGUUCUCCCUUGCCUCGGGGAAUAGUACGGAUCCACCUAAUUGAAGCAGCGAGCCUGGAGUCAAAGGACACCUAUGUCAAGGGAUUCAUCAAAGGAAAGUCUGAUCCGUAUGCAAUUGUACGAGUGGGCACACAGGCAUUUAUGAGCAAGACCAUCAGUGAGUCCGUGAAUCCCAAGUGGAAUGAAAUGUAUGAGGUGAUUGUCCACGAAGUCCCUGGUCAGCUGUUGGAAAUUGAGAUGUUUGAUAAAGACCCAGAUCAGGACGACUUCCUGGGCAGAAUGCAGCUAGACCUUGGGGAAGUGAUGAAAAAUCAAAUAGUGGAAGAGUGGUUCACUCUGAAGGAUGUGGAGAGAGGAAAAGUUCGUCUGAAACUGGAGUGGUUGUCCCUGUACUCUGACCCAGCAAAACUAGAGCAGGCACUUAUGGUUAAUAGCUCCAUCACUGUACAGAACAGUGAGGAACCCUCUGCUGCCAUCAUGGUUGUUUAUGUGGACCAAGCACAGGAUCUCCCGCUAAAGCAAGGGACCAGGGAACCGAAUGCACUGGUCCAGGUCUCGUUAUUGGACAAAACCUUCGAGAGCAGGACCGUGUAUAACACAAACGCCCCAGUUUGGGAGGAUGCCUUUACAUUCUUUGUUCAGAAUCCGAAUCAACAAGACCUCGAUAUACAGGUUAAGGAUGAUGACCGUCAGUUGAGUCUGGGGUCAUUGUCCAUAUCUCUGUCACAGUUGCUGAUGAGCCCAGAUAUGAGCUUUGACCAGUGGUUCCCACUAGAACAUUCUGGGCCCAAUAGCCAGAUUUAUCUAAAGAUCAUAAUGCGGAUCCUGAUUUCUGAAAUGGUUGACCUGGAGAAGCUUCCCAGAACUCGGAAAUCCACACUGGAACAAAAACAGGGACCAACAAAGUCUGACAAGAUCAAUAUGACUGCAACUAAGUUGAUGGAGGCAGCAGGAGUGGGAAGUCUGAUCCAAGUUCCCUUACCAACUGAAAGCAGUGCCCCCAGCAGUGUGGGGACUGAGGGCGUGAUACGGAUUCAUCUGCUAGAAGCUGAGAAUCUAAUUGCAAAGGACAACUUCAUGAAAGGAAUGGUGAAAGGAAAGUCGGAUCCCUAUGUCAAAUUGCGAGCAGGAGCCCAAAGCUUCCGGAGCAGAACAAUUAAAGAAAACCUUAAUCCCAAGUGGCAUGAACUAUACGAGGUCAUUGUAAAUCACAUUCCAGGCCAGGAGCUGGAGUUUGAGCUCUUUGAUAAGGACAUAGACAAGGAUGAUUUCCUUGGAAGAUUGAAGAUCAGCUACAAGGACAUCAUGAACAGUAAAGUUAUGGAUGAGUGGUUCAUGCUGAAUGAUGUCAAAUCAGGAAAACUUCAUCUCAAGUUAGAAUGGUUGCCACCAGGCAUGGAUUCAGUCAUCCUAGAACAGGUCCUUCAGGCUAACAGGACCAUCUUCACACAGAACGAGGUGGAACCAUCUGCAGCCAUCUUGACCGUCUACCUGGACAGGGCACAUGAACUUCCUAUGAAGAAAGGGAAGAAGCACCCCAGUCCAAUGGUUCAGAUAACUGUCAAUCGCACCUCGUUUAAAAGUCAGGUUAUUAGUAGCACAGAACUACCCAUUUGGGAGGAGUCAUUUUCAUUCCUUAUAGGGAAUCCAAACAAGGAAUGUUUGGAGGUUCAGGUUAAGGAUGACAGUUAUGUCCUGGGGACUCUGACAUUUCCACUCUCCCAACUGCUGGCCAGCAAGAAUCUGACCUUGGACAAAUGGUUUCAGUUGGAAAAUUCAGGACCCAAUAGUAAAAUCAUGUUAAAAGUCAUGCUGGGGAUCCUAGUUUCUGAGCAUUCCAGGGAGCUUUUCUCAAUUCAGACCGCAGCACAGGAACCAGCUAACUAUGAGGUGGAGAAUGUAUCCUUCUCGCCUUCAGUUAGUGACGAGAGUGAAUCGAAACCCAUUUCAUCAUUAGCGAAUGAUCCCAGCAACCAUUCAGUGUCCUCCUUUGCUUCCGAGCACAACAUCAUUUCAACCAGCGAAUCAGCGUCAUCUGAACUGGAUCUGCGACAGAGAAUGAAUCGUAAAAUGGAUGUUUCAGAGUCGCCACAGAUCAAGCUGACACUGCAGUACAAUGUGCAGCAAAGGAGACUGCUGCUUGUAGUACAUUCCUGCAGGAAUCUGAAGCUCCAUUCCAAGGAGAUCCCUGACCCAUAUGUGUCUCUAAUUCUACUCCCUGACAAAAAUCGAGUGACAAAGAGAAAAACGAGUGUAAAGAAGAAAACAAUCAAUCCUGAGUAUAAUGACAAAUUUGAGUUUGAAUUACCAUUAGAGGAAGCACAGAAGAGAAAGCUGGACCUUACUGUGAAGAACAAUGUUUCCUUCAUGUCCAGAGAGAUUGGAAAGCUCUGUUUUGAUCUCUCUCAGCUUAAUCUGACUCAGGAGAUAACACAGUGGUUCGAUUUGAAGGAAGAAUAGUGGCUCAGUGGCCUUAAGCCCAUUUCACAAUUGUUUUUGUUCAUGAAUGGUUUUAUUUCCAUUGAAGUAUUUUAUACCGCUUAAAGUAUUAUGUCACAAUUUUUAAUGGUAUUUUGUAUUCAAUUACUAUGUUUUUGUUUUAAUUCACAAAGUUUGAGUAUCAAGAGUGCCACAUUUUUCAUCCACUAUUAACAACAUUAGGCCCCUCCCAUUUGAAAACAGUUUAAGUUUAUCUAAACAUCUAUACAAUACCUGUGGUUCUCAGGAUCCUUACAAUUACUUCCAAAACCUAAGUUCCGAUGUGAAAGAAGUUCAGGAGUUUUCAGUGCAAUGCUGCCUGUCACUUAACAUAAAAACAGACAUGUCCCACUGGCACAGCAGAAAUUGGAACUAAGCCAUGACAGAAUUUUAUAGUAAGCGUUAUGUUGGGUAUUACAUAACUUAGACCCAUAGUAAGUGUGCUGAUCUGUGGGGGUGGAAAAGUGUUUCAUUUCUGUUCUUUAGACCUGGUGCAAGCAUAUUGGCCUUGGGCUUCAUUAAUGUUUUAUAUGCUGGUGCACCACAAUCAGGCUGCCUGCAUUACCAUGAGCUACUUAUUAUCUUUACUCCUGUUUUUUUUUCCUGAAUUAAUGAAAAAAUGUGGCUUUCUGAUGCUUUGGGCAGGCUGUGUGUGAACAGCUCAGAGUAGAAUUGCUCUGGGGUCUGUGAAGUUCCCAAGUGUCAAAACGUGUGAAUUGUUAAAUUGCAUAUGUAGCCAUUAAUGAAUUUUGCUGUGUUCAGUGUCUUUUAAAAGCAACCCACUUCUGGAAUUCUGCACCGUCCAAAAACUAAGAGGUGUGUCAGAACUGGGAAAACUUGCUCCACUGGAGUGUUUGUUGUGCAAGAUCUGGCAGUUUUAGCAGAAGUCUGUUGAGGGGCAUAGCCCCACACCUGGCCUCCUAUGUUUCUCGUUGCUAUGAGCAGUGCCCGAGGCUCCAUGGUGAAUAAAAUUGUAUUAAGUGCCAAGUUCAACAAUGGGUUGCUUGAAGCCAUUGUGUACAGUAUUAAGAUGCUUUUAUAACUAAUAGUUUGUAGUUUGGAGGUUUGCAUAAAUGUACAAACAUUUUCUACUACAUACCAGGUUUUUCUUUUUAUGUGAUUAGCUUUGAGAAAGCCUGUACAUUUCACGUUCUCAAACAUCAAGAGGGUGUGGUGACAUGGUGGCUAUGUUAGCAGCCUAAUAAUCCCACAAUGAGUGUUUAAAUCCAACCUCGCCAGUUGCGGAAUUUAAAUUAAUUAAAUAAAUGGUGAUGAUGAACCUACUGUAUUGUUGUAAAGGCCCAACUGGUUCACUAAUAAUGUCUUUUUGCAGAAGGAAACGUGUUGUCCUUACCAGUCUGACUCCAGAUCCACAGCAAUGUGGUUGUCUCUCGACUACACUCUGAAAUGGCAUAGCAAGCCAGUCAGUUUAUGAAAAACCGCAAGGAGAUUGCAGCAACUCAAAAAAACGGCUUUACCAGAAACUGACCUAUGAAAUUAGUAAUAUGUUGAAAAUAUGUACCUGACAAUGGAGGCUUUAGGUUCACUCAAAAUCACUCCGCCAUAGUACCAGCGAGUUAAACACUCCAGUGUAGUUUACCAGUCUGUGCAAACUCUCAGCCAGCUUGGGUGCUACAAGUAGAUCCUGUGAAGCGGUACAUGCUCUGCUCACUUUUUGCACAAUCUGAUAUUAGCAUAUUCAAGUGACCUAGUGCCUAUUUGAAGCAGGCACUUCAAGUCACUAAUUGCAGUACUUUUAGGGUGGGGGGGUGGGCAUGCCCAACUACAUUUCUCCAUUCAUUUUGAGCCCAAAAGCUGGAGCAACAAGACCCUGCCCUAAAGUGCUCCAGAUUUUUCAUGAGAGCAAUUUCAUGGUCACAUGUUGGAUCUCCUGGCUGGAAAAGGCCCACUGUGCUCAUGUAUUCAAGGGGCCUGUAUCUAAUCAGCUGUCACAGACAUGAAAUGGGGGUCAGUCUCACCCACCCAAGCAUAGCAGACCCAGUAUUUAAGCAGAAAGCAAGGAUUCAGUACCUAUUGUAAUUGUAGUUCAUCUAUAUAAACCUAGGUCCUCAGUCAACAAGUUUGUGACCUCUAGAAUCUGAGCAGGUCUCGAUCAGUGGCUAUCACAUAAGUAAGAUCAGAAUCAUUCCAAUGGUGAAACACCCACACACCCUUCAGUGCAAUUGAUGUCCAGUCAUAUUAUUUGGGAAACAAAGCUAAGAUUUUAUAGCCAUUUGGUCACUGGCCCAUUAAGCUCACUCUAUCCAAAGUCCAUGAAUGAUUAGUUGAGCAAGGAUUCCCUUCUCCCAGCCCUUGCUGUUACAAUCUCUGUGACCCUCAACCAUCCGUUUCAAUGAGUUAACUGACUUGAGUCAACUACCUCCUUUCUCUAGGAGUCUGUUUUGCAUGUUCAUCUUUGAGUAGUUGAGUAAAGCUGAGACUGAGGUUUAACGGUUGGGAUUUUGGUGACUUCAAUACAUAAUCUCACAUUGAAAAGGACAGUUGUUUAACUGCAUACACUGCUAAAGAACUUCAAACUAUAAGUUUCUAAUUCAGAAAUGCCCAGACCUAUGCUUUUUAAUUCAAUAAAAAGGUGUUGCUAAUAAUAACUACGGACUUUAAAACGUUCACUAGUGACAGAUUAUCAUGACUAAAUAUGUGUUUAUCACUAAGAGGUGAUGCUGUGCUGCUUCUGAAUGUUGGAUAGCUUUGUAAAUCUACAUGCAAAAAUCACAAACAAUUCUGGCUUCUCAGAUUUAUAUAGCAAAACUAUCAAUUUGGAUUUUUCUUUGUUGCUUUUUUCACUUUCAUAAAUUUUGAAUGCUUUAAUUUGGAACUUAUAUUUUGUAUCAACCAACAUCACUAAAAACAGAUUAUCUGCUCAUUUGUCUCAAUGCUGUUUGUGGGAGCUUGCUGUGUGCAAAUUGGCUGCUAUGUUUCCCUGCAUUAUAACAGUGACUACACUUCAAAAACACUAUUAGCGGUGAAGCAUUUUGGAAUGCCCUAUGGUUGUGAAAGGUGUUAUAUAAAUAUUUUCUUCACUGACAUACAGCUUGGAUCAUGCUGUCCGUGUUUGCCAACCUGACAAAAACCAACGGGUCUAGGUUUGUCUUUAACUCCAAUAUAUCAUGUUGCAUAACUUUUGUAUAAUGGUAUAGUAUAUGAAGCAAGGUUUGAAAGGCUGCACCAUAAAAUAUUUGAUAAACAGUCGAGUGACCAGUGUAAAUCUAUAGACAUAGUUUAUCAAGAUAACGUAAACUAUUGAUAAUCAAGCUCAGUUUAGUACUCGCACCUCCAAGUUUUAUUUUUUAGGUGGACAAACUGGAGAUAAACUUGCUAAACUUGGCUCCAGAUCUGACUUUCAUGGGCUUCUUCCGACAAUCCCUAGAUUCAAAGUUGGUGCAAUUCAAUGGUUUCAUUCUGGUUCCUGCUCCUCUUCCUUAUAUGUCAGAAGUGUGCUACAUGGUGAAAAAUAACUUCAUAAUAUAAAUUUUUACCUUCGAUAUUUAGAGCAUUCCUUUCAUAUGAAUUAUGUAGCCAUUAUUUUGUUUGUUACGUGAUAAAUAAAACAUCGCAAUUUUAGUUGGAAAUAUCGCAACAGUUAAACAGCAUAAAAUAAACAGCCACAUUUAUGGUUAAAUUUUGCCAAAUGAUAUAGUUCCAUAAUACUACUAUGAUUUGGACACUUGAUUAUGUAGAUCACUGUUCAUGAUGGAUAUAGUUGAAUACUUCUGCAUGUACAUUUAUUGUAUUGCUAUAUAUACACAGAUAUACAUAACAAUAAAGUAACAAAAAUGCA